CAAUGGCCAAUAAGGAAAUAUUUUCCAAACACAUCAAAUCAAAUGUCAAAUUAGCUACCCGGCUAGAUGCUGAGGGGCGUGAAGUGCAGGUGGAACGCCGUGAGGAUUCCGAUGCCACUGCCAAGGAAAAGGAAACCUUUGAUUUGUUAAUAAAUGCCGGUUAUUAUCGGGCCUGCAUAAAGGGUUUGUCGGCAUUUGAUAAGGUUGUGGGUGGCAUGACAUGGUGCAUCGAAUGCUGUGAUUAUGAUGUCGAUGUGGAUCUGCUGUUCCAUGAGAAUUUAACAAUUGGACAAAAAAUUUCCCUGGUGGAAAAAAUCGUUGCCGUUUUGCCUCAAAUGAAGUGUCCUUUUCGCAUAGAACCUCAUCAAAUACAAGGUUUAGAAUUUCUUAGUAUACAUCCAGUUAUACAAUGGUUGGUUAAGAAAUCGGUUGAAAAUCGAGCGGAACGUAAUAUGCGCCUAAAACAAUUCGCAAUUGGUCAAUUUCACAAUCAUUAUCAGUAUAAAAGUGAUAAACAAAAUUUGGAAAAAAUACGCAAGGCCUCAGUGCACAUUAAAAGAAUACAAGAAAUCUAUAAUCCCGUCCGCCAAUACCAACGUAAAGAGGCUACCGAGGAAGAUGAAAGAACAAAAGUACAAUUGACUCUAUUGGAAUAUGGUAACCUGCCAGUGUCAGUGCCUAGAGCGGAUAGUCAAGGAGAAAAUGCUGCGACUAAUGAGCAGCUUGAUAUUGAAAAGUUACUUAACAAUUUAGUACUCACAAAAGAGGAUAACACAGCAGGAUCACCUCAAAAAAUUGACAAUGCCACACGAUAUGCACUGCGAAAACAUUACAAAGAAUUUAAACAUGAAAUGGAAACGGAUGCUAAGGAAUUGACUGAGCAAAAUCAAAUUAAAUCAUUGGAAACAACACAAAUGGCCUUACAACAAAAACUGGAGCGUAACCAAAAGGAUGUGAAAGAUGUUAUGGAAUUGUUGCAGCGCGAAUGUGAAUUGCUGGAUAAAGAGAGAACACAAAAAGAGGAAAUGGAAGCGCAAAUAGAGGCAUAUAAGAAAAUUGAACAGACAGUGGAUGUGGGGUUAUUAGAAAAAGUCCAAAGUCUUCUGAAACAACACGACGAGCUGAAAAAGGAAGAAUCAGAGUUUAAGGAACACUGUCGAAAAGAUCUGGCUGCCCUGCAAGAACAAAUUGAGGAAUUGGAAGCCUUCAAUGCCCAAGAUCCCCAUGAGCGGGAACAAGCGGUGGCCAAAGAAAAGGAACGUAUACAAUUGUUAAAAUUACAGCUGGCUAAACGUAAUCGGGGUAUUUUGGCAAUACAACAACAAUUGGAUAAUACACCCGAUCGCACAGAAUUGGCACAAUAUCAGCGACGUUUUCAUGAAUUGUACAAUGAAAUGAGUUCCAAAUAUUUAGAAACCAAACAAUAUUAUACUCUCUUCAAUACUCUGAAUGACCAGAAACGUUAUAUGGAAAAGGAACUGUCACUGCUGAAUUCAAUAUGUGAAGCCUACAAUGAGGGCAUGUCCACACAGCAUGGGCGUGAAGAAUUCAUCCAGAAAUUCGAACAAAUUGUACAGGGUGUACGGCAAACAGAACAAAAGGUGAAAUUAAAAUAUCUCGAUGAGAAAAAACGACGCGAUGCAUUAAAUGAAGAGUUGCAGGCACUGCUAGAGCUGCAACGUCAAUAUGCUGCCGCUGUCAAACAAUUAACAAUCGAAUGUCAACGCUGUGAACAAUUACAACAACAUUUAAAGUCAAUUCGUAAAAAAUAG
Messenger RNA from Musca vetustissima, 1772 nucleotides. It is a transcript of the gene fidipidine, whose product is annotated as coiled-coil domain-containing protein 93. The transcript is spliced from 10 exons. The record is from RefSeq and is a predicted model, not a curated record. The coding region runs from base 3 to 1772 and encodes 589 amino acids. Gene Ontology annotation, biological process: Golgi to plasma membrane transport. NCBI's taxonomy places the organism in Eukaryota, Metazoa, Arthropoda, Insecta, Diptera, Muscidae.